CUGGGGAAAGGGCGCCGCGGUACCAUUUCACAUGCGACUGACAGCGUCGUUGGCCUGACCAUGACACCCAUUUUGCCUUUUGCUGGUGUGUUGGGGGCUUCUCCGCUGGGUGUGGCCGGGGUUCGUGACUCGGCCACGUAUGGAGGUGUGUAUGGUGGUCCAUUGCUGACAUCCCCACUGCUGCCGAGACGGCUGGACUAUGUGGCCACGAUUCCUUUAGCACCUGUGUGGUCACAUGCGGUGGCCCCGCCAUGUCCCGCUGGAGACGGUUCUCUUUCAGGAGAUCACAGCGACGCUUGGCGUUGUCCAACCAUUUCACGUCCACGAGUCGUUGGCGCGGCGGCGGGUUCGUUUGCGGUGCCGUCUCAGACUCCCUUUGUCGAUCCUAAUUCCACACCUCCGUUUGACGAUGUGGAUAGCUCUGUGGCAGUCGGUGGCACGUCGUGUUCGGGCGGCAACAACAUCGUGCGUGUGUGUGUGCAGGACGCAUGUCGGAGACGGUUGUGCGCUCUCCGUGACGCUAUGGUCGCCAGUGAUGGUGACCAACGCGGACCGGUCAGCGACGUUAUUGAUCGGCUGCUCCACUGGUCCUUGCCAGCCAUCCGUGCGGAGUUUUGUGACGAGGUAGCAGAUGUGAUUUCUUCCUCGUUGCCUUCUCGGGUGUGCGGUCGAGAUUUCACGUUGCGUUAUAUGCUAGGCGAUUCCGGUGUUGACUACGGUCAUGCGCAGCUCUGUAAGCUGACGUUCGUAUGCGACAAAAGAUCCAAAUGGACCUGGCACACGGCACUUGUGACCACGAACGUCUAUCACUCGCGACUGAUGCAGCAGCUCUUUCAUGCGACAGUCACUGUCGGCCUUACGUUCACGCUCCUCGACAACUUUUGUGUUUGUUUAGGGAUGUGCUCGGUGCACAAACCCACAUUCUACAAGUUUAUGCGCACAGAACCGAGGGGGGCGGAGGGGUGGAACGCCAAGGUCGUACGGCAGGGCAUAAAAUAUUGCGAGCUUGCCAUUGACACUUUGAUACGCCGUGGUGAGCCAGUGACAUUGAUGGUUGAUGGUCGAUAUGACUCUGCCAGAGGCGCGCAACAUUGCACUUUCACCGCGAUGGAGUACGAGACUCGGCUUGUUGUAGGUGUUCACACUCUCCGUCCGAAGAUUGAAGGCAAGGCAUCGAAUGCGCUUGAGGUGCCAACCGUCGUGCAACUUUUGCGAGGGCUGAUGGACAAGGGGUUGAAGAUCCGGAGCAUUGUCUCGGACGAUUGUGCCGCGCUGGGACCGAAGUUGCGAGGUAUGAACAUCGAGUGGCAGAAGGAUUGCCACCACAAAAUAAAAAGCAUUCGCAAGCACUUCCACAGUAUGCCGCAACUGAAGGAAGCGAAGAAAGUGAGCAGCCCGCACGACUGUGCGUCAGAGGCGCAGUUUAUGCAGUUCACGAAGAAGCGGCUAAAGGAGGCGUUGGAGCAGCGUUUCGGACCUGACGUCCUCACACCUGCUGAGGAGCGGAUGAAGAAAUCAGAUUUCGUCGUUGUCGUCAUGCGAAAGAUGUACCCCUACGGAUCGAGGUUGAACACUCGAGCGUUGGAGAUUGAUCCAGACGACUUGAUAGAGUAUCAUGAGCGUGAGGUUGGGAUGUGGUUCCUCCGCGCUUGCCAGCAAUGCAGGGAGGAGGGCGGAGACGCCGACAGUCUACACUGCGACAUCAUGUUGGUCGCCGAUCAUUGGGUUGGUGAUCAUUCGGGAUGUGUCGACGGUAAGGAGGUUUUGUGCGAGAAGGCCGGUGGGUAUGCACGAUUGCCUUUGUAUAGCCUCACGGACACAGUCUACGAGCUCAUUCUGCGUGUUCUCGAUAAACAAUGCAGCACUAACAUCACGUCGUACUACAUCGAGUUUCGGCACACAUCGACGGUGGAGACUUUUCAGGGCACCAUCAUUAUCUAUGCGAAGAAGUCGGUGCAUUUCGAGAAGUCUUUCUGUGCACGUUUGUCGAUCGCAGUAAUUCGGUGGAACAGUCACUGCUGGCGCGACCCGCUCGGGUAUGUUGCUCGCAUUGCUGCGGGCACUUCCAUACGUGCGAGACCAGGUUUCCGUCGACACUAUGGUCACAAGGCGAUCGACUGUUGGAAGGACAGAUUAGCGGCGUCAGUGUUCAGUUCGGCUCAUGUUUCAGAUUGGGCUCGAGAGCUUCUGCGGCAGGAGGUUUGUCCUUAUGGAGCCGGGCCAUUGCCGCGUGAUUUGUUCGUCAACGGUGGGGGCGACCCAGUGGAAGUCGUUGAUGAUGCUGCCUCAGGUUCCGACCAUGAGGCAGUGGGGGAGAACCGUGUUUUCAUCAUCGGUCACGUGGAGGACGAUGCGGUGCCUGCAUGCGAUGAUUGGGUCCAGACAUCGAGCUCCGAAUCUGAGGGUGACGAUAUAGAGUUGUUCAGCAUUUGACUGGUUGAAUGGCUUUAUCGUUGACCUUACAUCAGU
This is a messenger RNA of Chara braunii, 2469 nucleotides long. The record is from the annotation of a GenBank genome assembly. NCBI's taxonomy places the organism in Eukaryota, Viridiplantae, Streptophyta, Charophyceae, Charales, Characeae.